Messenger RNA from Paraphaeosphaeria sporulosa, 987 nucleotides. RefSeq lists its product as uncharacterized. The record is from RefSeq and is a predicted model, not a curated record. The coding region runs from base 1 to 987 and encodes 328 amino acids. The transcript has 7 exons. Lineage: Eukaryota; Fungi; Ascomycota; Dothideomycetes; Pleosporales; Didymosphaeriaceae.
AUGAGGUCCCUGGGAAGGGGAACUGAGACAUCCAUCGAAAAAUUGCAACCAUUGCGAACAUCGGCCACUGCAGUCGUCAAGUCACUGUUAAGAAGUAGUAUCAGCCGCAGUACGCACUGCACCAUAUGCAGUUCAGAUCUGCACAUGUGCGCCAUCGGCAUCGUCGAGGAAGUCGCCUCGGAGUCAAGAACUUUAAUUUCAGGAGGCCGCGUCAUCAUCCUACCGAUGAUUGGCUAUGGAGAAUGUUUCUACUGCAAGCGCAGGGGAUUCUCUAUUUCUGAUCAAACUACUACAUCCCAGGGGCUGGUGCAGAUGUACGGACAUCACAGCUCGGGAAUUUUCGGUUAUUCUAUGAUCAUGAGAGGAUACUCCUGCAACCAAGCCGAAAACUGCAGCGUCCCUGAUACAGAUAUUAGAUUGGUAGGUCUUGCAGAUGUGACCCCUACCCCAUGGCACGGCCGUGAAUCCGCUGAAGUGGACAAGGACGAUGUUGUUGGCCGUUUGGCAAAGGUCCAUAGGGCCCUAAAGGUCUACGCCAUCAAUAAUGACAUUAAUCUACUUAAUAUUGCGAAUGCUUAUGGCAUGAUUCCCAUCGACGUUGACGACCACUCUGAUCCAGCAGAUGAUAUUCUGUCUCUUGAUCCGCACGAUUUGGACCGCGGCAUCGAAGCAAACGGCGUCAAGAGUACGAAUUCGAUCGCUCAUACCGUAGUGAGAGCUCUGGGUGUCGAGUCGACGCGCAAGGGCGGAAACAUCGCUCUGAUUGGCGGAUUUUUCCACACGAUCAAUAAGUUCCCAAUUGGAAUGCUUACAGAUAAUGCUAUUACUCUACGUUUUGGGCAACUCUACGCCCAGAAGGCGAGGCGGUAUCGUUCCUCUGAUCAUCAGCAUGAUUACAUGUUACUGUGCGCACUAUGCAGUGUUUUCCAUUCCUACUGGAUGUUGUCGUUGGAAAAUUCCCUCGUUCGCAUUAUGUCUACAGGUUAG